Molecule: messenger RNA, 4028 nt
Organism: Plectropomus leopardus (leopard coralgrouper)
Lineage: Eukaryota; Metazoa; Chordata; Actinopteri; Perciformes; Serranidae
Gene: wapla
Product: WAPL cohesin release factor a
Source: RefSeq, a predicted model, not a curated record
AUUUUAAUGGCCGUCAGUAGCACUACAAAAUGCAUCAAGUCCGGAUUAUCCACUGUAUUUAGACUGUACUAGCCACUGGUGCGUUUUGGAUGCUCUUCUUUGACAACGAGCUUUGCUCUUUGGGCACAGAAUGUGUUUUUAGUGCUGUUUCCACCGCGCUGAACGGACUUUACCCGCUUGAUUUGUGCGCGAGUUGGAGAUCAGGCCUAGCCGGCUGGCUAAAAAACAAGCGGACGUUAAGCUAGUCGCCGGAGUUGAAAGGGAAUAUGUAACAGAAAGCCACCGACAUGACAUCCAGGUUCGGUAAAACGUACAACCGCAAGGGAGGGGAGGCCAAUUCGAAAUUUGACGAGGUCUUCUCUAAUAAAAAACCUACACUAACCACCAAAUGGGGAGAGACCACCUACAAGGCUAAAUUGGGGGCCAAAAGGCCUAUCAUAAAGCCUGAUGUUUCUGAGCUUUCCAAGAGGCCAAGGCUUGAGGACAGUGACAGUGACGAAGACCCAUUUGGGUUUGACAGUGAUGAUGAGUCUAAGACCGAAACCUCUCACACUGUGUCCCAGUCCAAAGUCAGUGAGGGGGGUCUGACAAAGACAGCUGCAGUGCAGGGUGCUGGGACAGCCACUGUUGUUACUUCCACACAGUGCUCUGCAAGCUCAACAGCCACAUUCACAACUGUGCAAACAUCUGAAGAGGUGGUUGUUAAAAAUAACCAGCCCUGGUACAAAACUACAUCAGAUAGCAACCAAAAAGCUGCAUGCAAAACCUCUUUUUCAAACACAGUCCCGUCUGAUGAUCACAACUUCUCUGCACCUCAGAGGUCCAUCUCCUCCUCUCCAAAUAUAGUGACCCCCCUUAAACUGUCCACUGAUGCACCAGGUGGUAGCAAAGACUUCCAGACCCCUUCCUCUUAUGAUGGACUGCCAUUGGAAGAAAUGACAAAUGCUGAAGGGGAGCUUCCCACAGAGCUUCCACCAGAACCAGUGGACAACAUCCCCCCUUCCCCAUUUACCCUGAGGGCCUCUAACUGCAAGAAAUACCUGCGACCCACCAGGCCUAACAAAACAUCCUCUGAACCUGCUGAAAACAACAGCAACAAGCCCACUGAAACAGCGAGUGCCCAAGAUAAACCCAACAGUGUCCUUUCUGCUAGUGCAAGUAGUACUGCUGCCAGUGCUAAAACAGCAGCCAAGCCCACAGGCAGGGGUGGCGGCAGGGUACGGGACUACACGGUUCUGCACCCUUCCUGUCUGUCAGUGUGCAACGUCACCAUCCAGGACUCAAUUGAGCGGAGCAUUGAUGAACUGGUUGCCCCAGCUGCCCCUGCUGACCUCGGAGAAGCAGGCCAGAUGAAGAAGAAGUCAGACGCCACGCCACCCAAAACUUCCAGGUUCAGACCCACCCAGACAAAGACCAAGAAAUCCAAGACUGAGACCAAGCUAGAGUUUUUUGGCUUUGAAGACAAAGAGGACCAGGGGGACGAGGAGGGUCCAGAGGCCGGCAUGGCAGGCAAGAGUAGCUACAAGAUCAAAUACUUUGGCUUUGACGACCUCAGCGAGAGUGACAGUGAUGACGAGAGCUCUCAGGCCAAGGAGAAGAAGGCCAAGAAGGCGGCUGCAGCCUUAGCUGCUCUGAGCUCCAGUGUGGACAGCCCUCAUACCAGUGACUCUCAGGACAGUCAGGCCAGCAGCAAUACAGAUGCGUUUGACUUUUCUGAUGACUCCAGUCCUGGCGGCGCUGAGGGGCAGAAAGGACGCUCAGGGAAGCCAAGUGACAAAUCCAAGGACAUUGGCAGUGGACUCAAAAAGAUUUUCAGUGGACCCAAAAAGUCUCCUGCUAAAGCUGUGUACAACGCUCGCCACUGGAACCAGCCUGAGCCUGAAGAGGUGCCUGUGCCUCCACUUUCUCGAUCUCAAACUGCCCCGGCCAUUUUAUCGAGCAGCAGCAAGGACAGCAACUCCCAUAAAGAUGAUGGCUUGUUUAAAGCCCCUCCACCGCCGCCCAAAGUCAUCAAGUCAGAGACCAUCCCCACACGACUCAACCAGGAUAUUGUCACUGCGCUUAAAUGCAGGAAGGAGCACAAAGAGCUGUACACGGUGGUGCAGCAUGUGAAGCACUUCAAUGACGUCGUGGAGUUCGGAGAGAAUCAAGAGUUCACAGAUGAUUUUGAGUACCUGGAGACAGGGCUGAAAAGCAGUCAGCCUCUCAACACAAGAUGCCUUAGUAUAAUCAGCCUGGCCACACGGUGUGCCAUGCCGGGUUUCAGGAUGCACCUGCGGGCCAGAGGGAAAGUGGCGCAGGUCUUCAAAAUGCUCAGUGAUGCUCCACAACACCCAAACCUUGCUCUGUGCACGGCUGCCCUGAUGUACAUUCUGAGCCGGGAUCGUCUCAACAUGGAUCUGGACAGGGCCUGUCUGGAGCUUAUGAUCAAGCUGCUGGAACUGGACCAGGACUACUCAGCCCACCAGGAUCAGCUCACCACAAAGGAGGUUGAAAAGGUCAAGGAGAAGAUCAGAAAGCUGUGUGAGACCGUGCACAAUAAACACCUCGACUUGGAAAACAUCACGACUGGCCACCUUGCCAUGGAGACAUUGCUCUCUCUAACCUCCAAGAGAGCCGGGGAUUGGUUCAAAGAAGAACUGCGACUACUGGGAGGUCUGGACCAUAUUGUAGAUAAAGUUAAAGAGUGUGUGCAGAACCUGAGCCAAGAGGAUGACAAGGAGAACCUUGUGGCAUCUUUAUGGGGGGCUGAGAGGUGUCUGAGAGUGCUUGAAAGUGUGACAGUGCAGAACCCAGAAAACCAGGGUUACUUGAUUGCCUACAAAGACUCGCAACUCAUCGUCUCCUCUGCCAGAGCUUUGCGGUACUGUGAGGAUAUGAUUCAGCGAUACAGCAGGGCGUUAAACAACAGCUCUUUGUCAUCGUCGGGUGCAACGCUGCCCCACUGCAGCUUCAGUAACGUGGGCAAGGCUGUGGAGGACUGCAUGAGGGCCAUCAUAGGAGUGCUGCUCAACCUUACUCAUGACAAUGAGUGGGGAAGCACUAAGACAGGUGAGCAGGAAAACCUAACACUCACUGCUCUGAAUUGCGUCCUUCGAGUUCCACGCUACAUCCCCCAGGAGCAGCGCUUUGAUGUUCGAGUACUGGGUCUGGGUCUACUAAUUAACCUUGUGGAGUAUAGCUCCAGAAACCGCCACUGUCUGGUGGACAUGGAGUACAAAGUCGACGACACCUGUCUGGAAGACAGCCUGAUGCAGCCUGCUGACCCAACACAACCAGACACAGAGGCAGCGUCAGCACCGCCAAGCACAGCUGAGACUCAGGGAGAGGGGGCUGUCAAGCCCAAGGCCUCUGGUGCUUUGGCUGCCCUGGUGCAGCUCUUCCUGGAGAGGGAGCGCGCUGCCAUCCUGGCUGAGGCUAAGACUGAUGACCUCAUCAGCGAGGCGCCCAAGCCGGCACUGGACCAAAGCGGAGAGUGGCAGGAGACGUCGGGAGAGAUCCAGUGGGUGGCAGCCGAAACCAACGACAACCAAACUGAGAAGAAAGAGAAUGAGAAGAAAGAGGAGGAGGAUGAAGAGCUGGAUCUAAAUAAAGCUCUGCAGCAUGCAGGCAAGCAUAUGGAGGAUAGUAUUGUUGCCUCCUACACCGCUCUGCUGCUGGGCUGCCUCUGCCAGGGCAGCCAGAUAAACGUGACUACUGUGAGAGAGCAUCUACCUAAAGGGGAUUUCUCCAUCAUGACAGAAAUGCUGAAGAAGUUCUUGAGUUUCAUGAACCUCACUUGUGCGAUGGGCACCACAGGACAGAAGUCCAUCUCGCGGGUCAUCGACUACCUGGAGCACUGUUAACAGACAGCCAGACAGGGAACUCACACUCUGCACAUUAAAGGGAUCCCAGGCUAUUCUGGUGCCCCCCUGGCCAACAGGAGCCAUGAGGGAUUCACUGGAGACCGCAUUCCUCUGACGUCAUCGGGUCACCCAAUGCUGUGAUCACUCUGAAUUGUUAUCGAUAAUGGAGCGCGAACACACAAA